AUGAGUGCAUAUUUUGCACCUGCUUUUUUCAGCCAUCUGUUGGGAAAAUGUCUAAGGCGUAAAAAUCCUCUACUCGAGGUGUCCAAAUUAGGUUUGACUGUCCUGAUAACAUUUGCUAUUGUUUGGUGGCCGUAUAUCCAUUCAAUGGAUGAGUUUUUGGGGGUUCUUUCCCGUCUAGCUCCUUUUGAAAGGGGAAUAUAUGAGGAUUACGUGGCCAACUUUUGGUGCACCACAUCAGUAUUUAUAAAAUGGAAGAGAUUAUUUACAACACAAUCAUUGAAGUUUCUCAGCUUAGCUGCAACUCUUUUUACCUGCUUACCCUCAAUGGUUCAGCAAAUAUGGGCCCCCAGCAGUGAAGGUUUCCUCUAUGCAUUGCUAAAUAGCUCUUUUGCGUUCUACUUGUUUUCAUUCCAAGUUCAUGAGAAGUCAAUUCUACUGCCUCUUCUCCCUGCAAGCCUACUGGCCCUUAAAAUGCCUCAUCCUUUCAGUUGGUUAACACAUUAUGCUCUAUUCUCUAUGUUUCCUCUUCUUUGUCGCGACAAGCUGGUACUUCCAUAUUUUUCCAUAUGUGCGCAAUUUUUUCUUUUCCUUCAUGCAUCCUUUGGACUUCGUGGAAGAUGCAAUAAGAAAGAUACCCUUUUUCCUGGCAGCACUGUCCCUACUCCCUUUUCUAUUUUAUUUCGCAUUAUUUAUUUUUUCUCCCUCAUUCUUCAUGUUAUUUACUUAAAGGUGCAGCCUCCAAAGAAGUAUCCUUUCCUCUUUGAAGCAGUGAUCAUGCUUCUCUGCUUCUCUUACUUCGUGUUAUUUACUCUGUAUGCCAAUUUAAAGCAAUGGAUGUUGUCAAGACAGUCAACAUCAGGGGAUACAGAAAAGAAAACGCUUUGAUUCUUGUUUCUAAUGCUAGGCUUAUACCCAGGUUCUUCCUUUGAACUCUUUUUUUUUUUUCUUCUUGACACAAAAACCAGAAAUUAGAUAUGAUGACGGCUGCUAGAUAUGUAAGAACAUGUUAGUUUAUAGUGAAGAGAACCUCCCGGGUCUCAGAAGCAUUUUAAUUUGUUCAUUAGACUUCACCAAAUUAACAUUCUUGAAUUGUGACUUCUUGUUAAGUUUCAUCGCAUAAUAUUCUUUUACAGUUCUGGUUGA
Messenger RNA from Carica papaya (papaya), 1143 nucleotides. The record is from RefSeq and is a predicted model, not a curated record. Lineage: Eukaryota; Viridiplantae; Streptophyta; Magnoliopsida; Brassicales; Caricaceae.